AAGGCCUGGUUAAAAUAUAUGAGUAGGUCAGUCGAUGAACAGGAGUUUUCGGAAUCUUAAUUGUACAAUUAGAUCAGAUUGAAAAAAACACAUUUCCUUACCGCAAUGAAUGUACCAGUAUAUUUCGCGUGCAAAUUUGCUUUCCUUUUGUGCCUAGGAACAGGAGUGAUGUCGCGACAAAUCGCUUUCGAUUCAGAGUUAGGAGGGCAGAACCCGUUGCUUUUUGUGAGAGCAGUGGAACAAUUCGUCUGUCCAGGAGUAGGAAAUUACCCUGUCCCUGGGCAGGAAUGCACGAAUGCUUACUACUCUUGUGGUCCUGAUUUAACCCCAGUUUUAUCGUAUUGUCCUGGAGCUUCUGUAUUUGAACCAACCACUCAGUUGUGUACAUCGUCAUCCAGUGCACCUUGCAAGAAAACAACAACAUCGACCACUACCACAUCGACAACAUCGACCACUACCACAUCGACAACAUUGACAGAAUCGACAUCGACAACUAUACAGCAAAUGACUGAACAGUCAUCUACGGAAUCUACACUUACAACACAAAAGCCAACCACGGAAUCGACACUUACAACACCAAAUUCAACGACGACAGCCACAACUGUUGUUACACAAAAGCCAACCGCGGAAUCGACAUUUACAACACCAAAGUCAACGACGACAGCCACAACUGUUACCAGCACGGGAACUACGCCCUUUACCUGCCCUGGAACAAAUGGAGUCUUUCCAAAUCCGACUAACUGCAAGACUUUUUACAUGUGCUCAAAUGGAAUACCUUAUCUUUACGACUGUCCAAGUAAUCUAGUAUUCAACGCAGCUACGGGAAAUUGUGAUUAUGAAGUAAACGUUGCUGGUCCCUGCGGAUCCGCACGUUGAAAAGUUAGAAGCUUUUUUUAUUAAAUAGUGCUAAAAUGACUAUCAUUCCUUCAUUCUCAAUGUGUAUCGACAAUCCAAUUAGCUCCAGUUAUUUACAUAUGAAUAAGUGAAAUAAUGUUGCGCUACUCGUAUUUCUUCGACAUUUUGCAUUCAUUUUACACACAAGCGUACGAAAAUUAGAACUUGAUUGUCGAAUUUCCUUCAACCUUAUUGCCUUCAACCCUCAAUGUAAUCAUGCAAUGUAAUCCAUGGAAACCUUUAAAAUCUCUUUUUUUACCAUCAAAACAGAUUUUUGGCCAUUAAUUUCGAAAUAAAUUAUUUGAAAUAG
Messenger RNA from Daphnia pulex (common water flea), 1204 nucleotides. Its product is annotated as integumentary mucin C.1-like. The record is from RefSeq and is a predicted model, not a curated record. The coding region runs from base 106 to 876 and encodes 256 amino acids. Lineage: Eukaryota; Metazoa; Arthropoda; Branchiopoda; Diplostraca; Daphniidae. Gene Ontology annotation, molecular function: chitin binding. The transcript has 7 exons. Gene Ontology annotation, cellular component: extracellular region.